Molecule: messenger RNA, 1601 nt
Organism: Dimorphilus gyrociliatus
Lineage: Eukaryota; Metazoa; Annelida; Polychaeta; Dinophilidae
Source: the annotation of a GenBank genome assembly
AGUAAAUAGUUAAAAUGGCGUCCAGAGAUAGUGAUGCUUCGCUCUGGCUGCAUAAUAAACUCGGUUCCACUGAUGACCUGUGGUCUGGAAGUUCCAUCUGCUCUCAGCUAAAUCAAGAACGAUUGAUUAAUAUUCAGCAAUGUUUUCACACUUUACAGCCUCACGUAAAAAUGCGAAUGGAAAUUGAAAUGAUUGUUGAUGCUGGACGAAAUGAUACAGACCAAUGGGUUUCCAUGGUUGCAGAUAUAAUAAAGAACUAUCCAUCGUCUGGAAUGAUCAACACCAACAUAGAACAAGACGAUUCAACACAUUUUUUUAAUGAAAUUCUUGCUGAUUUGAAAAAAAUUGCAAAUUCAAAAAAAUCCGUCACUUUACCAUUGGAAUGUGAAUAUUUGAGUCGAAGUGCCAUGCAGGCUCUUAAUUGCCAACCACAAUCCCUUGUCCGACACUUUGAUACACGAAAAAAACCAAAGUCUGAAUCUCUUCGCUCGGAACUACUUCAGAAAUCAAUUGAGGCUGCCAAUAAUCUUAAGCGAAAUCCGUCCGGUAUUACUUUACCGAUUAAAAUGCGAAAUAAUGCAAAGAAAAUGGAUGAUACAAAACCUAUGAGAGGACUACCAAGUUCUAAGCCUUUCAGUAGUGGAUUUAAGUCGCCUUCUUUAACAGGGCGAGGGUUUGGCAAUCCACUGGCUGGCAGAGCGCCUACCUUAAAGAAAGAAGGAGGGACCAAGUUACUUGAUAUGAAUGAGAUGCCACUUGCUCCUAAAGAAGCGAAAAGAAGAAGACGUAUGGCAGAGCAAGAAGCCGCCGAACAGGCUAAAAAAGAAAAAGAAUCGAGGGAUCAAGCAGAGAAACAGGCUACCCCAGAUUACGCUGCUGGGCUCAUGUCUCCAGCAACGCCAUCUGCACCCGUUGCUCAAGUUGUUACUGUUUCAAGUCCUGUGACUGCCAACAAAACUGCCCCCUAUGCUGUUGGCCUCCAAAAACCUACCACUUCUACUACAGGUGCAACUAGUCUUGAGCAACAAAUUCAAAGAAACCUGCAAAACUCUCAAGCGGCUACAGUUAAAAUUAUACCAGCCUCCACAGCUACAACACUUCCAGCUGAGAAGAUAAAGUUUGUUCAAUUUCGACAAGCCAGUAGCCAAUUGCAAACUACAAAAAUCAAUACUGGUGGUCAAGUCAUCACAGCUAGAAUUCAGAGCGUUAGCCAGCCAAAUCAAGGUCAAGCUCAACAGCAACAAACGCAACAAAAGAAACCUUUAUCAUUGACAAAAGUUCAAAUGCAAGAAGCUCAGGAAAUGUUUAAGAAUGCCAAUAAAGUUUCUAGGGCGGAAAAAGCUUUAAUCAUUGGAUUUAUGGCCGGCUGUAGAGAUAAUCCAUUAAAGGACUCCAAUCAAUCAGUGAUUAACAUAAUGUUGUCGGAGGGAACUGAAAUGGUUAAACAACCAGAUGGUAUAACUAAACUCAUGGGUGUUGAAAGCUAUUUUCAAAUGGACUAUAAAUCAGGCAAUUUUAAGCGCAUCAAGAAAUUAAAAAAUUUAACAGCCGAACAGAUGGCGCAACUGCAGCAGGCUGCAGGUGCAGGAAAUGUUCCAUAA